Molecule: messenger RNA, 2847 nt
Organism: Vicia faba (fava bean)
Lineage: Eukaryota; Viridiplantae; Streptophyta; Magnoliopsida; Fabales; Fabaceae
Source: the annotation of a GenBank genome assembly
AUGGAAUCAAAUCUCGACUCCUUCUGCCGCCAAUUUCUCAUCACUCUCUCCCCCUCCUUCGUCGCCCACGCUCUCCGUUCCCUCAACAACCACCACACCGCCCUCCGUUUCUUCACCUGGGCUUCCCACCAACGUAACUACUCACAUUCCCUCGAUUGCUACGCUUCACUAAUCAACCUACUCCUAUCCCCCUCAACCACCACCACCUCCGCCGCAUUAAAUGUUUUUGCAGAACUUCAACGUAGCCGCCUCCCCUUAACAUCCCCAUCCGCCAACUCCCUCAUCAAAAGCUUCGGUAACGCCGGCCUGGUCAAUGAACUUCUAUUAGUUUUGCGUGGAAUGAACGAACAAAACAUCCACCCGACUCUUUUCACUUACAACUCCCUUCUUAACGGACUCGUUGGUUCCUCUUUUAUCGAAUCGGCCGAGCGUGUUUUUGUCGCCAUGAAAGAAGGAAGAAUAAAGCCUGAUGUUGUAACCUACAAUACUUUGAUCAAAGGGUAUUGUAAGAUUGGGAAAACACGAAAGGCGACCGAGAUGGUUCGCGAAAUGGAGGUAAUUAAUUUGGAGCCUGAUGUUGUUACUUAUAUGACAAUAAUGCAGGCUUGUUAUUCUGAAGGGGAUGUUGAUUGUUGUUUGAGUCUUUACCAUGAGAUGGAGGAUAAGGGAUUUCAAGUUCCUUCUCAUUGUUAUACUUUUCUCAUAUGCGGGCUUUGUAAGACGGGGAAGGUUUUAGAAGCUUAUGCUUUGUUUGAGAAUAUGCUUAGAAAUGGUUGUAAGGGUAAUAAGGCUGUUUACACUGCUUUGAUUGAUUGUUAUGGGAAGAGUGGGAAUUCUGAUGGGGCUUUAAGGUUGUUUGAGAGGAUGAAAAUGGAUGGGAUUGAGCCUGAUGAGGUUACUUAUGGUGCUAUUGUUAAUGGGUUAUGUAAGAGUGGGAGACUAGAGGAAGCUUUGGGUUAUUUUCGGUUUUGUAAUGAGAAUGUUGUUGUUGUCAAUGCUGUUUUUUAUUCUAGUUUGAUUGAUGGACUUGGAAAGGAGGGAAGGGUGGAUGAAGCUGAGAAGGUGUUUGAUGAAAUGGCUGAGAAGGGGUGUCUGCCGGAUUCAUAUUGCUACAAUGCGCUCAUCGAUGGACUUUGUAAGUGUGGGAGGAUAGCCGAUGCUUUAGUGCUGUUUAAGAGGAUGGAGUGUGAUGGUUGUGAGCAUACUGUGUAUACGUUUACUAUACUUAUCAGUGAGCUUUUCAGGGUGCAUAGGAAUGAAGAAGCCGUCAAGAUGUGGGAUUUGAUGAUUGACAAAGGGAUAACGCCGAACGUUGCUUGUUUUAGGGCUCUUUCAAUUGGAAUGUGUCUUUCAGGAGUAUUGCUAAAUAUCAAAAUGAUAAGGAGGUCAUGGAUGUCUUCUAUAAAAAAUCUGAACUCUUCCCUGGAGUUUCAGGCCCCCCUUGAUUUCAAUUUGUUUGUUGCUUUUGUAGAUGUGUCUCCAGAAGAAACUGUGCAGAAGAAUGCUUUUGAAAGAUUUAAAGAUGUUGAUGAAUCAAGUUCAUUCAAGGAAGCCCGUGCUCUAGCUGAAACUGCAAUGCCUGCCAGACUCUAUCCGAUGGCGUAUUCAAGCUGUAUGAAGAAAGUUUUAGACAGUAACAAAAAUGCUGCUGUGUUGGAUAACAGAAUGUUUUUGGUUUUUAGCCCAGCUGUAGAGAAGCUUGAAAUUGUGGAAUGUGAUUUGGAGAAGCCAAAUCAAAUUGGAUCAGCAUUAGGGAAUGCAUCCACUGUGAUAUGUACCAUUGGUGCUAGUGAGAAGGAAAUUUUCGACAUUACUGGACCUUGUCGAAUCGAUUACAAAGCCACCAAAAACCUAGUUGAUGCUGCAACUGUUGCCAAAGUAAAUCACUUCAUAUUGGUUACUUCAUUGGGAACAAACAAAUUUGGUUUUCCUGCAGCUAUUCUCAAUUUAUUUUGGGGAGUUUUGAUUUGGAAAAGGAAGGCUGAAGAAGCAUUGCUAGCAAGUGGAAUUCCGUAUACAAUAGUGAGACCCGGUGGCAUGGAGAGGCCUACUGAUGCAUACAAGGAAAAACAUAAUGUAACUCUAUCAACUGAAGAUACUUUAUUUGGGGGUCAAGUUUCAAACCUUCAGGUUGCUGAACUCAUGGCAACCAUGGCCAAGAAUCCCGAUCUUUCUUAUUGUAAAAUAGUAGAGGUCAUUGCCGAGACAACUGCGCCAUUGACACCUGCCGAAAAACUUCUUACCACAAUACCUUCUCAACGCCCUUACGUUUCUCCGCCUAAGAAACCAGAUACGGCAACUGUCAGUAAUCCAGGCCCCCCUGAUAAUGUUGUAGCAGAAGUACUCAGUAUUGCCCCUGAAAUAGAAACAGAACAACCAAAACCAGUGGCGAAAACGGAACAGCCACUUUCUCCUUAUACCGCUUAUGAUGAUUUAAAGCCACCAUCAUCUCCUUCUCCAACUAAGCCUAGUGAGAAGAAACAGAUAAACAUCAGUGAUGCAGUUCCAACACCUAUUUCUUCGGAUACUCCAGGUAGCAUUCAAGAAAUAGAUGGCAUUUCUCAGACAACAUCUUCCUCAAAAGUGAAGGAGUCUCUAUCUCCUUACGCAGCAUAUCCUGAUUUAAAGCCUCCGAGUUCACCAUCUCCGAGUGUACCAACUACAUCAAUAUCCAAGAUAGAUACAGUAGUAUCAAGCAAUGGAGCAGCUCAACUUUCUGUGGAAGAUACACCAAAGGAUGAUGGACAGCCCCUUCAUGAACCAAAGUCAAGACCACUUUCACCUUAUGCAAUGUAUGAGGACUUGAAGCCUCCUGCAUCACCAUCACCUUCAUUCAGAAAAUCCUAG